Drosophila grimshawi is the source of this 1296-nucleotide messenger RNA. RefSeq names its product acylglycerol kinase, mitochondrial (gene Mulk). Gene Ontology annotation, biological process: protein insertion into mitochondrial inner membrane; ceramide biosynthetic process. The coding region runs from base 80 to 1291 and encodes 403 amino acids. Gene Ontology annotation, molecular function: acylglycerol kinase activity; ATP-dependent diacylglycerol kinase activity; ceramide kinase activity. Lineage: Eukaryota; Metazoa; Arthropoda; Insecta; Diptera; Drosophilidae. The record is from RefSeq and is a predicted model, not a curated record. The transcript has 3 exons. Gene Ontology annotation, cellular component: mitochondrion; TIM22 mitochondrial import inner membrane insertion complex.
GUCACAUUUUUCGAAUUGCACAGAUGUUUUCAAACAUUCUUGCUCUGUAGAUUUAAGUUUACAUAAGUAAAUAAAUAAAAUGAACGUGUUAAGAACGAUAAGAAAUAACUGGAAGAAAAGUGUAUUCUUUUCUUGCAUCGUUGGAUAUGGUGUCUCCACCAUAAGUACAAACAUACAAAUUAAGCGAUAUAUGACCGAUUUAUCUACUGAUGUUCUCCGUUCGAGUCAAAGUUCAGGAAAUACACCGUUAAAUGUGCUUGUUGUCAUGAAUCCGAUUGCCAACAAGAAAAAAGCUGAAAAUUUGUUCAAAAAAUACUGUGAACCCAUUCUGCAUUUGGCCGGUUUAUCGGUUGAAGUGCUGCGCACGAAUCACAUUGGACACGCCAAAACCUAUGUAGAGGAACUGAGCGCGCUGCCCGACGUGAUUGUUGUUGCGGGCGGCGAUGGCACCAAAUCUGAGGUUAUUACCGGCCUCCUGCGACGCCAGGGCAAAUCGUGUCCGAUCGCCUUUCUGAAAUUCAAAUCAUUCAGUUUAACCCGUAACAACGAAUUGGAUUAUGUGAAGGCGAUGUCCAAUGCUUUAAUUCCAUUGCUGAAGAAUCAAUUCAAGUACGAGAGUGUCAUCAAAUACGAUGUGCUCAGUGAUCCAACGGACGAGGGAAAUGUUAGCAAUUUGAAGCCGAUCUUUGGAUUGAGCAAGUUCUCGUGGGGUCUGUUGAAAGACAUUGACACGAUGAAGGACAAAUAUUGGUAUCUGGGACCGUUGAAGCAUCAUAUUGCUGCAUUCUUCAAAUCAUUCUCCUCAAGUUCUGACUGGGAUCUGGAGACGGAAUAUGUGUACACGCCGCCAUGUCGUGGCUGCAGCAACUGUUGUGUCCAAAAGGAAGCGACUCCGUCAACGGGAUUCUUUCUAACCAAACUGGUUAAACCCCAAAAUAACAGUAACGAUGCAAAACAGAUGCAAAUCCGAAAUGAUGACUGUGCCACAGAAUUGCAUGGAAAGAUUACCUCCAAUCAGAUAAACAUUUCACUUGGCGAAAACGAGGAUAACUUUACUGUACUGAAAAGUGAAUUCAUUGAUUCGCUACAACCUGGCUGGGAGUUCAUUAAGAAUAUCCCAAAUAUUACGAAUCGGACCAUUGAGCCAAAUUUUAAACUGAAAAGCAGAACAAUCAAACUAUAUCCAUCAGCGAGCACUCCAAAUACUUUGUAUUCGAUCGAUGGCGAGGAAUAUGAUCCACGACCCAUAAAAGUAACCAUUGUUCCCAAUGCAAUUAAAGUGUUUUGUUGAUCUUA